Messenger RNA from Anopheles stephensi (Asian malaria mosquito), 1510 nucleotides. Its product is annotated as nucleoside diphosphate-linked moiety X motif 19-like. The record is from RefSeq and is a predicted model, not a curated record. Gene Ontology annotation, cellular component: mitochondrion. Lineage: Eukaryota; Metazoa; Arthropoda; Insecta; Diptera; Culicidae. Gene Ontology annotation, molecular function: hydrolase activity, acting on acid anhydrides, in phosphorus-containing anhydrides.
CGAGGCAUACAGGGACAUAGCGAGAUGGUUGACUGAAUCGUGGUCGAUCUAGGCAUGGCUAGGUGCCCUGAUAUUUCUUGACUAACGGCGAGAUUCAUCACCGUACAGAGAAUAUCGUCUCAAGAUCCCAAGAAUGGAGAUCCUUGCAUCUACAAAAGACAAAAAAAACCCCACCCGCUCUCAAGCGUAAACAAGCUCCUGUCAGCUGAUCGAUGACGUUAGCCGUGUUUUAAAGUUGUGUUUCUUUUGUAAAAAAAAGUAAACAAACGUUACGCUGCGGUUCCACUGUCAGUCAUUCACCAUUCCAUCAGCUGUGUUCGUCGUUAAACCGUGCGGAAAUAAAAUGAUCCGGAAGUUUGCGAAAUAUUGGCGCGAUUCGGCAUCUCUGCUCGUAGUGGCCAGAGACCGCCCGACGGUACAUCGGGAGAAGUAUAAUUACAAGGUGCUCGUGUUCAAACGCACCGCCAAGACGUCCUUCAUGCCUAACAGUGUAGUUUUCCCUGGCGGUGGUUUCGACAAACAGGAUGGCUCACUGGGAUGGGAAGCUUUCUUUCGCGAUAGAAAUGUAUCUGCAGGUGAGCUUAAGAAGCUGACCGAAGUAGACGGGCCGAGGCCACCCAUAUUUCACACGGAGAGUACGGAUUGGCUCGACCGUAACGUAUCGCUACGGCUGUGCGCAUUACGUGAAGCCUUUGAGGAGCUCGGUGUUCUGCUCGUCUCGGAUGAGCAGAAGCAGAAACGAGAUCCUCUGUAUAGCAAUUGUCUGCACUCGUUUGAUGUAAGCACGUGGCAGCAAAGGAUACACGAUGGAGAAGCCACCUUCCAGGAACUGCAUACCGCGCUCGGCACUGUGCCCGAUCUAUUCAACCUAUACGAGUGGUCAUGCUGGCUAACUCCUGCUAUGUUCCGCAAACGACGCUUCGAGACGGCAUUCUUUUUAGCAGUGCUGAAUGAAAUACCAAACAUACACCCGGAGCCGCACGAAGUACAGGAAUAUUAUUGGGAAACGCCGGCCGCUUUGUUGGAGGCACAUCGUGCUGAAAAAAUAUGGUUAGCACCACCACAGACGUACGAGCUGACGAGGCUCAGUUUCAUUUACGAUAUUGACGAGUUGGCACGCUUUGCGACGAAACGAAACCGGAAAGGCUCAACUUUGCUCUGUCCGGUGCAAUAUAAUGCUGCAGAUGGAGUGAUAUUCGUGUUGCCUGGGGACGAUUUGUAUCCAACCGGGUACGAUUACAUCUCCGAUAAUCACGAUCUGGACAAGUACGGUGAGGUGCCACAGGAAGUGAUACGAAAGCAGUCCACAAGACUGCACCGUGUAGAGCACAAGGAUUUGCAUCACCAAGCAUUCUUCCUCAAUCACCAACCGCUAGAUGAUCACCUACACAUACAGGGACAAAAUGUUAUUCCAAAAGAAUGUUAAAUAUUUAAUAGACAAAAUAUGUUAGCUGGGAUAAGAAAGGGAACUACACCUAGAUUUGGAUGAAAAAUACCCAAUAACCAUCCC